Molecule: messenger RNA, 1401 nt
Organism: Parnassius mnemosyne (clouded apollo)
Lineage: Eukaryota; Metazoa; Arthropoda; Insecta; Lepidoptera; Papilionidae
Source: the annotation of a GenBank genome assembly
AUGAUUGAACAGAAAAUGUUUACUUUUUUUGUAUGUUUAACAAUAUGUAUGCUUCAAGUGAAAUGUGCUGACAAGUAUACGGAUGAAAAUAGACCUUACGAAUUUGGAUUCACUAUAGACGGAGAACAGCAUCGCCACGAAAAGAAAGAUGAGAAUGGAAUCAUUAUGGGGGAAUUCGGCUUUAUUACUGCGGAUGGUGUCUAUCACGUUACAGUUUAUGCUACCGAUGAAAAUGGAGGUUUUAAGAUUUUGUCAAUGAAAAAUAUUCGAGUAAAGCCAUAUCCAACCGCUAAAACUGGUGCAGAAAAAGGGCGAUCACUUGAAUUCCCACCUUCACAGCAAAUGUCAAUGAAUGCAGCGGCACCAACUUUGAGUACCUCUCGUCAAGAACCUCAAAAGCCGGGUCCAGCGUCACUCACAAAAUCUUGUUCACAUUGUAGCAUUCCUACUACAACAACUCAAGCACCAUUUACUUCAAAUAGUGGUGUAGAGCAAAUACCAGCCAUUUCUCAAGAACCGGACAUGCUACCAAAAUACAAUCAAGGUCAAAAAAAUUAUCCUAAACAAAGUGCCUUUGGUAGCCCUCAGAGCAAUUCACAACAAUUUGGCAACGGACAAAAUUAUCCUCUAAAACAGGAUGCUGAAUUGCCACAGAAAUAUCCGCAAUUAGAUCAAAACCCAGGCGAAAAAUAUCCUCAACAAGGAAGGUCAAACAAUGGACAUAAUUAUCAAGCAACCGCUGGUGUUGCACCGCAAAUUAAAGAACAGCCUAAUUAUUCACAACAAUUAGGCAAUGCUGGACUGAGUAAUCCUCAAUCACAUCUAAGUAACCAAUAUCAAGGUCAAAAUUUGCAAUCAGGAAUAAAUCGAAACCCUAAAUCAUAUGACGAACAGUCACAACAACAGCUAAGACCGCAACAGCAACAACAAUACUUUACGGGAAGCACCUCAACCAAUUCAUUUGAAUCAAGUAAAGAAAACUCGCUACCCAAGAAACCAAUAUUGAUAUCAGCUCAGAUGCAAAUAGUUGAUAAAAAUACUGACAUCCACUACAAACGGCCCGGCGAGAAAGAUGGUUUGCCUGAAGGUUUAACUAAGGACGAUAUGACUCAACUUUUAUAUACGUUCAAUUACACAGUAGGGUUCCAUGGACACUUCGAAGAAGGUUAUACGAAUGGAGCAAAACAAGGUUAUUAUUAUGUUACUGGACGGAAUGGAAUCAGAACAAGAAUUGAUUACGUUGCUGAUGAACAUGGUUUCCGGCCUAAAAUUACACAAGAAGUUCUCGAUUUAUUAUCAGACGAUGUUCCUAAACCGGAAACAGAAAAAGACGCAAAAUACGGACUUAAAGGCUAUGAAUUCAAAUGGAUCUAUUAUCCACUUGAUUCAAAUCGUUCUUAA